AUGACUCUCCUAUCACCUUUCAUAGCUAUUUUCACCAUAGCCUCAGACUCCUACCACCGAGCCGAGGAGAGCGUAGACGCUGUGGAAUCAGUGUUUCUGAAGGUUCCCUCCAAAGUCACCCUUGGCACCACCACUCUGUUGAGAAAGAUAGGUUUUGGGAUAGUUGGUGCUGUAUGCGUGUGCAUGGUUCUGAUACUGGUGAUGUUAUUGGCUGCAAUGUUGGGUGUUGGAUUAGUGCAAUUGUGGGUAGAGGAGCCUGUAUUUAUGCGAGAGAGGUUGUUCUUCGAUUACACUGACGUGAACCCCAAAGCGGUGUUUACUUUUGGUGGGUCUGUCGACCAUGAGAGCAUAACAAAGGGGCUAAUGGGAAUUCCAGUUGGGCACACAUUUCAUGUUUCUUUGGUUCUCUUGAUGCCGGAAUCUGAUUACAAUAGGCAAAUUGGGAUGUUCCAGGUAUGCCAUCUUGUUGAAUAUGUUUUGGGUUUCCGCUAA
Messenger RNA from Dovyalis caffra, 492 nucleotides. NCBI's taxonomy places the organism in Eukaryota, Viridiplantae, Streptophyta, Magnoliopsida, Malpighiales, Salicaceae. The record is from the annotation of a GenBank genome assembly.